AUGGCUGAUAAAAAGUAAUAGGCGUAAGCAAAACCAGGAGUAAAAUUCUAGGAUCAACCAGCAAGUGUCUAACAAGUAGAAAACAAACCAUAAGUAAUUUACAAGAAUGCAACUGAAUAGAAGGAUCAAGCACUAAAGUAAUUUAAUAAAGUAACAGUUUUGAUUGAAUUUAGGUGUAAACCUUAUUUAAAACAUACACAGCAUCAGAUCCACAAUGUAUAAGAAAAGACACAGCAUAAUCUUUAAAAUCCUUGCUUGCAUCAUUGAGAGAUUGCAUGCAAGUUUUGAAUAUAGGAACAUUCGAGGAUAAGAAUUCAAAUUAUUAUCUAAUAUAUAAUGGAACAGUUUAUAUAUUUGAUAUUUGUCGAGUCUUAAGAAAAGUAAUGUUUUCAUCAAUAAUAUAAAUAGUCAAUAUACUAAUAUAUAGCAAUUGAAUUUCUGGCAUUUUGUAUUACAUCAAUGGAGGGAUGUAUAGUGCUAACAUCCAUUAAAUAUUUGGAUUGGAGGAUCAAACUCUAUGUAGAAUUGGCUCAUAUCUAUCAUUCCUUGUAAUCAAAGGCAUGUGCCUACAGGACAAUUGAUUUAGGGUUAUAAAAGGUAUAAGAAUUGAGAGAGUUGGAAGAAAUGGAUCCACCAUUGAUGGAUUAUAUGGAUAAGAUCUUAAAAUAGAAUACAAGAUUGCUGAAGAUAUUAGAAUUGAAAUUUAAAGUGCAAGCAGGAGUAUUCACUGUAGAUUAAUGGAAAAAGAAGAUUGAAGAAUUUGGAUAGGAUAAAGAGGCUAGAUGUUUGGCAAUUAUUGAAUCUUUACGAUUCUCACCUCCAAAUUUAUCUAAUACAGUCAAAUAAACACAUGUAGGAAAUUAAUUGAAAGAGUAAUUAGUAUAAGUUAGUUUUGACUUAUUGAAAAAUGAUAUGGAAAGAAUUGCAAUAGCAUUAGAAUAAUAGAUGGAUAAAAUAACAAAGACAGUUGAAUUUAAAUCAAAAAAUAUAUUGGAUGAAUUAGAGAGAAAUGAUAUGACAAAAAAGAGAAGGGAAUUUGAAGCUUCAUUAAUCAAAGAGAAAGAAUGGAGAGCUUUGGCUGAUGGUUUGCCAUUAGAAUAUUAAAUUGAAUUCGCACAUCAUGCAUAUGAUGUUGGAAAUAUCAAAGUCUUUGAAGAUAUUAGUAAUUCAGCUUAUGUAAGAUGUAAAUAUAGAAGAAUUGAAGUACCAUAUAUCUAAGAUGUUAACAUAUUGAUUAGUACUAAUCCUUAUCCUAACAUUCCUAAUGGUUAUGAUAAAAUUUAAAUUGAUAUUAAUGAAGCAAAUCUUAGAACAGAAUUGAAAAGACUUAGAAAUAAAAAUAAAGGUGAUUAAUAAUAAUAAUAAUAACAAACACAAAAGAAGGAUGAUAAAAAAGAUAAUAAAAAAUAACCUUAAUAAUAAGAGUAAGAAAAAUAAUAGACUGAUUAAGUUGGAUUGGGUGUUUAAGCCACAGAUUCAGAAUUGGCAUAGAUCAAUCAUAAUUAUAUUUAUUUAGUUUAUAAAAAAUCAAUGACUCCUGAUAAUGCUAUCUAUGAAAUUGAUGUGGUUAUGGCUGAUGAAGAAUAAGGACCUGUUGAAAAAAUGAAUUAAGGAUAUCGAGCUAUUGCAAUACCCAUAAAAUAAUAUACUGGAGUCAGAGAAAAGUAUAAAACAGUACCUUAUUUAUUACUUAAACAUACUAUGAAUGAGUUAUCUGAUGAAAAUGAAAAGAUGACUCUUUUAGUUGGAAUCAAACCAUUAUUUGGUAAGAAUCCUCUCAUUAGACCAGAUUUUGGAUAUUAAAAAAUAAAUUUAGACUUAAGAUAAACUCCAAAAGAGUUUAUUAGAAGUCCUGGUAUGGAUUAUAUUUACAUUACAUAAAAAACAGAUAAAUAUUAUUUUGUAAAAGAAAGAGAAUUAUAAAUAUUGAUUCAUUUUAUUAAAUUAGAAAAGUCAUAUUAAAAAGAAAUUUCAUAAAGUAUAGAGGAUGACAGUAGAUUAGAAUUGGAAAUAUGUUAUGAUUUAUAAUCACUUAAAGAAUUGAUGGAUAUGAUAAGUAGUUGUUUGGUUGGACCAUUAGGAAUCCAUUUCUUAAAAGAAAAAAGAGAUUUUCUAUCAUAAUUAGUAUUUCUUUUAUGGAGAAAAUAUUUCUUACCACCUCUUUAUUAGAUGCAAUUUAUCUAAGAGUUAUUGAUAACUUAAGAGAUGAGUAGAUAGGAUUAUAGUCGUUAUGAUAAAUUAAUUUAAACAGCAAGGGAGAUUUUUAAAAAUGGAUUAUUAGUUUUGAAUGAGAUACUAUUUAAAAUACCUUAUGUUGAUAUAAUAUUAUUAUGCAAAGUGAAUUUAUCACUUGCUAAAUUUUUAGAAGAAGAGAAAGAAGCAUAAGUUGCUGAGGAGAAUUUGAAAAUUUGUAUUGAUAGAAUAAUUUAGCAUAGAAAUUCAUUAACAGUAAGAGGUGUUGAUUCACAGAAAGAUUUAUUUUUACCUUUUGCAGUUACAUGUUCAAAUUUUAAAAUAGAUGAAAUGAUGAAUAGAAUGAGGGAAGCUUGGAUUAAUCAAAAAAAUUAAAUAAAUAGAGAGAUUAGAAUAAAAAAUAGAUCAAAUAACAAAAAAUAAUAAUUAGAAGAUGAUGAAUUAAAUGAAGAGGAAUAUGAAUUACUUGAAGCAUAUUAAUCUUUAUUAGGAGAUGAUAAUAAAGAUACAAGCACUCUUUCAAUUUAAUAAAAGAUUAAUGAGACUGAUUUAAUUAUAAAUGCUUUACAUGCAGAUUUAACUGUUGCAUUAUAUAGAUGUUAAUUAAAAGCAGGAUUAGAUAUUUAGAAAAAUUCAAUAAAGAAAACAUCUUUAGAAGAAGAAGUCGAAGGAGUUUCUUAAGCUAUACAAAAGAAGAUGUCAAUUAUGUAAGGAGAAACUGCCUAAACUAUUAAGAAGAAUGUAAAUCAAUUAUAAAGUACUCUUUAAAAAGAAGGAAAGUUGAAACCACCAAAACCUGUUAUACAUUAAUUUGAAACAGAAAUAAUGAAUUAAGUUAAUAAAAAUCCUUAUGCAAAUUGUUUAUUAUAUAUGCUUUUGGCUAGUAUUAAGUAGAAAUAAACAGAAUAAAGAUCAUUUUUAGUUGAUUCAUUAAAGUUUUUACAAUAAGCAGAGAAGGAAGAGUAAUUACAUAUUGAAAAUGGAAUUAAUGAUGCUAUCUUUGUUAUGUCUACAUUAUGUGAUAAUAUUGAUACUCAAAGUACAUCAAAUAAUGUAUUUCCAUAUAAUAUGUUGUAUAAUCCAUAAUAUAUUAAAUCUACAUAAGUACCUCGUAAACCAAUUUUAAUUAGUAGAAAUUCAGAAUCUGUAACAUUUAAAUUGCCACCUUUCAAACCAAAAUUAUUAGAUAUGAUAGCUAUUGAUUAAGCAAAAAAGACUAUUACUAGUAUGGCAAUAUUUGGAAAAAUAAGUGCAAAUGGAGUAAAUGUAUCUCUUACUUGUAAUGAUUUAAAUAAUACUGGAAUUAGAUAGAAAAUAGGAGCAAUAGUUACUAUGAAUGGAUUACAAAGGAAUGAAAAAUAUUGUUUUGCUGUUGCAGCUUAUGAUGGUACUGAAGGUGUAUCAAAUGGAAUUGGAGAAACAGGAGAUGAUAUUACAACAUUACAUCCAUUACCAUUACCUUUAUUAGCAUCAUAUUUAUGUAAAGUUGCAUAUUAAUUAUCUAAUUUUGAUAUUUGUGAAGAGGCUGCUGAUUUUUGUAUUAUGUAAUUUACAGAAGAUAGUGAAUUUAUAGAUCGUUAAUUACACAAUGAACUUAAUCCAAUUCAUAUUAAAAGAUUACUCUAAUAAAGAAUUAAAUCAGUUAGUUUAAUGGAAAUAUAAAAUUUAACAGAAACUUUAUUAAUUAAAGCUAAAUGUUUGUAAAAGAAGAUUACAAAUACAGGAACUUAAGCUUAGAAACAUAUAGUAUUAUUAAAGAUUUGCAAUUAUUUAUUGCUUUCUUUAGAAACUUCAUUAUGUUGUAGACAUUUUACAAUUGCUAAAAGAAUUGUAGCUGAAUUAUACAAUAUGUUAGAAUCAUUUUAAUAAGAAAAACCAUUAUAAGUAUUUCACUUGUUACUUAAAGCAUAAAUUAUUAUAGUUGAAAUACCUAAACAAUAUUGGGAUGCCAAUCUACGUAUAUUAUCAGCUAAAUUUACAUAUGAAAUAUUAAAAGUAUGUAUGAAAUUAAAUGAAAUUACAUUGGGAAGAAGAGUUAUAACUGCAGAAUUAUAAUCAUUUAAUAGAAAGUGGUAUUAAGUACCUAAAAUAAUCAUGAUUGAAUAAGUAGAAGACACAAAAAAGGAUACUAAAAAAGAUGUCAAAAAGGGAGGUAAACCAUAAUAAAUAGAUGAACCUGCAUAACCACCUAAAUAAGUACCUAAGUUAAUUAGAGAAUUAUAUGAAGUGAAUUCAACUGUUUAAGAUUAUUUAGAAGAAACUUUAUUGGCUAUGAAUGAUGAAUUUGGUGAUUAUGUUCCUUCAUUUGUUGAAAAAUGGAAAGAAUAAAUUGAUCAAUUGAUUCCCUACAUGGAAAAUCCAUCUGAUCAAAUAGAUAAGAUAUUUAGUGAAUUAUCAAUAAGGUUAGAAUAUUGGGAAUGUAUAAAAGAUUUAUCUACUGCCACUUAAAAAUUACCAAAAUAACACCCAAUUUAUAUUGAAAUGUUAUGUAAAUUAAUAAGGAGAAUGAUUUAAAGUAAUAUAGAUUAUAAAAUUAUUUAACCACUAGCUGUUUUUAAUGAAUAAUUUUAACCUAGUGUUGCUUUAGCAAAUGAUAUUACUUAAAUUUAACAAAAAUGUAUCUAAUUGGAUAUUGAGUUUUAUCCUGCCUUAUUACCAGAAUUGAUUAUAGAUAAAAAUACUAAUAAAGUAGGAAAUGAUGAUGCCAUUUAAUUAUUUGAAGAAUUUAAUACAAAAAAAACUUAAUUGUUAGAAUAAUUAAAAAUUGAAGGUUAAACAAUAAAUAGAUUUGGAAUAAUGUCAAAGGCAAAAAGAUUUGAAUAUGUAUAAUUAUGGAGAAGUGAAUUAAGUUAUUUGAAAGCUAUAUUGUCUUAUAAAAGUAAUAGAAUUAGAUUAGUUGAUGUGGAUUGUUUUGUUUCUGUCUUUAAUUUAGAUAUUGAACAUUUAAAAGAAUUGAUAAAUGAAAAUGAAUCUUAAAAACAAAUUAAAUAAUAAUAAUAAGCAUUAUAAUAAUAAAAAGAACAAUAAUUAUAAUAACUUUAAUAAUAAUCAUAAUAAAAGUAACCUCCUGCAAAAUAACCUCCAGGAAAAUAAUAAGUUUAAUAACCAAUUGUAGAAUUAAGUGAAGAAGAAGAAUUAAUAUAAUUAUCAACUCAAAUUAUUAAAAAUGUUGCAGAUGCUUGUGGAUUUGCUGUUUGGAGUAAACAAUAUAUUGUUAUGUUAAAUCAUGUUAAAUUUUUAUAUAAUUUUUUAUUAAAAGAAUAAAUAACUCCAUUUAUUCAUUUAGGAUAAUGUUGGUAAGACUUAUGUUUUAUUGGAAAUUGUAUUAAUAUGUUAAUAAGAGAGGUCAAAGAUCAUGGUUGGUUUUAAGUAAAAGAAUAGGCAGAAAAUGAAUUGGCAUUACAACCACACAUGCCAUAAUAAGAUUUUGUAUUUGAACCACCUUUACCCAAUACUGAACCAAUUAGACCAUCUUUACUUACUUAAUUAUCUAAAGAUUGUUGGUUCAGUAAAUAUAAAGAUAUGGAUUUAUUAGCUAAUAUUAUGGCAUAUAUUGUAUAAUCAUUAAUGGUGGAGUAAAAGUGGAAUAGUUUAAUAGGAAUAUCAAGAUAAUUUUGUAAUUUAACCACUCAUUAUUAUUCUUAAUAUAUUUUACCAUUUACAAUUCAUGCAUAAACUAUCUUAUUUAAAGAAGCUUAAAAUAAAACAUAAUUAAAAUAAGAAGAACUUAAUGCAAGAACACAAGCCUUUUAGGUUUGGGAAUAAACAAAGAAAAAGAAAACUAGAUCAUCAUUGUUAACUUAAGAGAUACCUUAAGAAGAAUAGGAUUAUCGUGCAGAUAGAGAAAUGUUAAUAUAAUAAAUUCAUUUAUUAUAACAAAAAUAAGAUUUCAUAGAGAAUUAAUUAAAAGUAAGUGAAAAGCUCAUUUAAGAAAUAAAUAGAGAUGCAAAUUAAGCUUUAGAAAAUUUGAAAUAAGCAAGAAAAUUAUAUGAAAAAUUUGCUAUAGAUGAUGAAUUGUUAAGUAAAGAAAGCAUACAAUUAGAAUUUAAUUCUGAACAAUUUUUAUUGAAAUAGACUACAAUAGAUAAGAAGUAAUUACAAUUGAUGGAUUAAACGUUGAAAUAAAAGAAGAAAAAUCACAAAUAGUUUGGUAUGUAAGUAAUUUCUAAAUAUAAAUUAACAUGUGAAUUAUUACAUAAAAGACAAGAGAAAUUUGCAUAGGCAUUGGCUUUAAAAGAAUUGGGAUCAUUGAAUUUUGCAAUGUAGAAUUAUGCUUAAGCUGAAGAAUCAUGGAGUGAAAGUUUGGAUACAAUAUUUUAAAGAAUAUUUGUAUUAAAAAGUAGUGCAUUCAGAUAAAUUAUAUAGGAAUGUAAUAAAAAUAAUUAAUUACUUGCAUAAACUUAUGGUAUUCAAUAAUGUUUAAUUGGUGUUACAUUGUGUUCUAUAUUAGCAUAUAAUUGUUAUUAUUCUAAUUGUCAUUAAUAAAGAGAAAGUGCAAUUUUGGCAUCUGAAUUAGUAUCUUCAGUACUAAAAUUAUAAAUGAUUAAUGGAUUGGAUUGGUAAGCAUUUAUUCACUCUAAAGAAGUUGCAAUUGGAAAUAUAUUUAAUGAUAGAUAUGUAUUAGAUCCAGCUGAAUUGGCUUUGUCUUGUGAAAGAUGUGCCUGGCUAUUGUUAGAUAGAGAUGAAGCUUUAAGAGCAGUUCCUCUAAUUAAUUUACUUGGAGAAUUAAGCAAUAGAUUAUAAAGUAAUUUCUAUUCAGUACGUGCUAAAUUAUUAAGAUCAAUAGCCUUGUCAUCUAUUGGAUAUAUUAAUUAAGCAUAUUAAGCUUUAUUAUAAAUUGCAAAUGAGAAGGAUUUACCAGAUUAAUCAAGUUCACUUUGGUAAUCUAGAGUUUCAGGAAAAUGGUGGUAUUCAAAUUUAGAAUGGAAUAAUUCAAUACCUCCUUAUGACGAGAAACAUACACAAUUAACAGAAAAGAUACUCAAAGAAUUAGAGUUAACUAGAGAAUUUGGUUUGAAAUAUGGUUUAUAGAAUGAGAAUAUUUUCAAUUAUGCUGUUGCACUUUUAGUUUAUAAUAUACAUUCUGGGGAUAUUAUUGAAAAAUGGGAAAUCAAUGAUUUAAGAUGUAAAUUCUUAAUAAAAGUUGAAUCUAUAUUGAGAAAUACUUUAAAUAAAUUGAAUUAGGAAGAAUAAAUAGAAUAAAAAAUAUUGACUAAACCAAAGGAGGAAAUCUUAGCUGAUCCAAAAAUGGAAGAUUAUUAUCAUUUAUAAGGAACAACUAAAUAAAUUGGAGUAACAAAUAAUUAAGAAGCUUUAACAUAUUUAUAAAAAAGAGAAGAGAGAAUGUAUAUGAUGGCAAGAUCUAGAAAUUUAAUGGCAAAAGUUAAUGUUAGUAUGGGUUAAAUUACAAGAGCAUUGUAUAUAUUCAAAUAUGCAAUUGAGAAUUUAUAAUCAUAUACACUUGAAUUGUCUACAAAUGAGAAUGGUGAGGAAUUGGAAAAUUUACCUUGGGAUCAAUUAAAACCAUAAGGAGUAGUUGAGGAUAAGAAGGGAGCUAAAAAAGCACCUGAAAAGAAAGGUAAGGAAGGAAAAGAAUCUAAAGAUAAACCUAUUGCAGAUGAAGCACCUGCUGUAAAAACAGAUGCAUAAAUAAAAUUAGAAGAAACAAUUUUAUAAAUUGUUGAAGCAAGAAAAACUAGACAUUCAAUUAAUAUAUAUUAUUGGAUUAAAUUAAGAACUGAAUUAACAUUAUUAUUGUAUAGACAUAAUCGACAUGAUGAAGCUUUAGAAUAUAUGGAAAUUUUGAUGAAUGAUUGCAAAUAAUUUAAUGAUAAUUUUCAUUAAAGAUUAAUAAUUGAAUAUCAAGCAAGAAUAUAAUUUAAGAAAGGAAAAUCAGUUGAAUCCAUUAAGAAAUUUAAAGAAGCUAUAGAAAUUGGUUAAAAGAAUUUCCAUUAAGAUCCUUAAAUGAUUGUUUUAUAUGGUGAUCUUGGAGAAAUAUAUUAUGAAAAAAAUGAAUUAUAAGAAGCCAAACAAUAAUUUUAUGAUGCUUAUUAAAUGGCUGAAUAAUUAAUGUAGAUGAUUAAUUAUGGAUAUGGAGUAGUACCUAAUUGGAAUUAAAAAUGUGGAUAAGAAAAGAUUUAGAUUUGCUAAGAUUUGUGUGUUCCAUUGGAAAUAGAAUAAGAAAUAUUAAAAAAGACUGAUAAAUAAAUAAAAACUACUAAGAAAGAUGAAAAGAAAAAAGAUGAUGGUAAAGUAGUAAGAAAGGGAGCUGAUAAGUAAACAAAAAAAGAUAAUAUUGAUAAACCAUAAAUGCCAAUAAAGGGAUUAAAUUAAUUACCUAAUUUUAAUUUCAUUUAACCAACAAAACUUACAUAUACAACAGUAGAUAUAGAUACAAUUAAUAAUACAUAAUAUCAAUAUAAUUGUUAUUUAAAGAACAUUGAAUUAUGGUAGAGAGCAUCAUUAAGAUAUGUUGAUAUAAUGAUUACAUUAAAUUAAGCUAAUGAGAAUUCUACAAUAUCAAUAGAUUCUUAAGAAUCAUCAGUUGCUUCAGAUUCAGAAAGUGAUAAAUCUUCAGUUAAAGAUAUAUUUGAUAUUAAUGUAAUUAGUGAAAUUGUUAAUAAAAUUGAUACUUCAAUUAGUAAAAGUAUAAAUGUUCCUAUAAGUUUCAGAUUAGAAUUGUAUUAUUUAUAAAGUAAGAUAUUUAAAAUGAGAUUUGUUUAAUUACUAUUAAAUUUACAAUAAAAGUAUUUUAUGAAAUAUUUAUCUGGUAAAAAUAAGAAAUAUGCUGAUUUCUAUGAAAAAAGACCUCAUAGAGAUUUAGUAAGAAAUAAAUACUUUUUACUUAUUCCUCCAUUUUGUUAAUUACUUAAAGAAUAGGGAUUAUAAUAUCUUAUGUAAGCAAAAGAAAGUUUGUCAAAAGCUAUUAGUGUAAUUAGAGGAGAAGCUGUGUUAUUUGAAUAUAAUAGAAAACCAGAAGAUAUCUUAGUUGCAAUGGCUGAGAUUUGUUUAUUUAUUAGAGAAUAUCGAGUGAGAUAAGGAUACAGAUAUGUGAAGGUUGAUUAUUUAUAAUCCUUAAUUAAUUCUAAGAGUAAUUAUUAUUAUUAAUAUAUUUAGAUACUGAAUAAAAUAAAAUAGAUUUGGAAUAAUAAUUAAUUAGUAUGGAAAGAUCAGAUAGAUUGGAAUAACUUAAUUUAGAAUUAGAAGCAUAAAGUUAUCUAAAAUAUGCAAUUGAAUUAGUUAAAGCAAGACAAGAAUUAUUAGAAAAUUUUGCUGCAGUUGCACUAACACCAUUACCAGAUGUAAAUAAAUUGGCACUAGAAAUUUAUACUGAAAUAAUCGAAUAAGAUUAUUAAUAUAAGAAAAAAUAUAAUCCUAUGUUAUUUGAUGAAUCCAAGAAAAAAGUUGGUGUUUCAUCAAUGGAUGUUUUAUAAUUUAUUUAAAAAGUAUGGAGAGAAGCAAAAGUAAUGACUUUUAGUGGAGCAUAUUUAUAAAGAAUGAUUUCUAAAACUCAUCGUUUCUUAAAAUUACAUAUGUAAUCUUAUCAAAAAUGUUUGAUAACUUCAUUAGAGGUAGCCCCAAAAAAUGAUGUGAAUGCUGUAUUUAUAGAUGAAGGCAUAAUUGUUACUAAAUUAUUGUAUAAUCCUGUUGCACAUGAAUUUAAAGUUCUUUAUGUUUUAGGAGGAUUAAAUAAGGACAAAAUUAUUACUUCAUUAUCUAAAGAAGAAAAGGAUAAAUUAAUAAUAUCAGAUGAAAAAAAUGUAUUAUAUGGUAAUAUAUAUAUUACUGAUGCCAAUAUUUCUAUGCUUUUAUAAGAUGCUCUGAAUUUAUAAUCUAAAAUGAAGGAAUCAGAUUAAUAAUCAUAAAAGAUGAAAGAAAGAGAUUACAAACAUCAUAAAAAGGCAUUCUAUAAAUUAAUUGAAUAACUAGGAUUCUAUUUCUUCUAAAAACCAAGUAUAAUUUAUAUUAAUUUAGGCACAAUUUAAAUGUAAAAUGGUUAAACCCAUGAGACUGUUAAAAAGAAUGUAGCAUUUAAAAAAUCAGAAUCCUUUAUGUAAGAAUAAAAUGAACCAGAUAUUCUUGCAAAAUAUGAAGCAAUAGUUCCAGAAUUAACUCAUGAUAACAUAACCAUUUUAAUCAAUUUAUUCAAUGAUUAAGGAGUAUUGUCCAUAAAUCACAAUUAUUUAGCUAUUUUAAGAUAUUUCCAUCAUUAGAAAUAUAAAUGA
Molecule: messenger RNA, 10418 nt
Organism: Paramecium pentaurelia
Lineage: Eukaryota; Ciliophora; Oligohymenophorea; Peniculida; Parameciidae
Source: the annotation of a GenBank genome assembly